CAAUGAAAAAAAUGACAAAAGAAGCACUGAAAAGAGACAAAAGCAACGAAAAACAACGAAAAAGAGACAAAAGCAACAAAAAACAACGAAAAAGGCACCGAAAAAACAACGAAAAAGGCACCGAAAAAACAAUGAAAGAAGUACCAAAAGAGCAACGGGAAGUACCAAAAAA
Racocetra fulgida is the source of this 172-nucleotide messenger RNA. NCBI's taxonomy places the organism in Eukaryota, Fungi, Glomeromycota, Glomeromycetes, Diversisporales, Gigasporaceae. The record is from the annotation of a GenBank genome assembly.